GUAUCCACCGUCUUUCUCGUGUCCACAUUCAGUCCCUUCCAGACCGCAGACUGGUUACUGAUCGAGUAUAAAUGACGCGGCGCGGUAGCAAGUCGCGCAAGUUUUCAUAUUGCUCGAACAUGACACGUCGUGGCUCUCGUUCUCUCAUUCACAUAUACGUCUGUCUGGCGUUCGUCACGGUCGCAAUUGGACAAGAGGAAUGCGAUAAAACAAAAUGUCCGGGUCCAUUGGCAUAUUACAAGGAUCUCAAUUGUAUCCCGGUGUAUGAAAAAGAGGGUGAUUGCUGCGCGACAAAAUACAACUGUGAUCAUCUGAAAGAGAGAUCCACAACCAAAUGUUACGUCAACGGUAAGGAGUACGAGAUCGGAGAGAUUCUGAAAGACGAGGACGCAAAUCCUUGUGAUGUAGGUUGUAGAUGUGUCACAGGAUAUAAUGGAAUCGCAUCAUUUAAUUGCGCAAUAGUUGAUUGUUUCCAUGGGCCAGUGAACCCAGGCUGCUAUAGAAAGAAUUCCCCAUUAGAUUGCUGUCCUGGAGAGGAGAUUUGUCCUAAAAAUCCCGAAGAUAGAGCUAUCUGUAAUGUAGACGGAAAGGAAUAUAGAGAUGGAGAAUAUUUUACUGUUGAAAGUGAACCGGAUUUAAACUGUGUAUGCCAACCAGGCUACGAAGGGAAAAACGUCGAACCUUUCUGUGCAAAACCUAAGCAUCCAUACUGCAGCCCUGAUUUCCGACAUGUAGCCGAUAUUAUUAAUAAUUGCAUUCCGGUUUAUUACUCGAGUCAAUCGCCGCAAACUAGUUGCAGUGUGUCUUCUAGAUGUCAAAACGAUAAUGACACUGUUAUUCACAACGAGAACAAUUCGAAAUCUGCCGAUAAAAAUUCCAAUGACGAGGACGUUUGUUAUUUUGGUAAUAUGACUAUGCAUCGCGGUGACGAGUUGAAUCAAGCUACAGAUUAUAGUUCUGUAUGCGUUAAAUGCAUUUGCGAAGUGCCUCCUGUACCCACUUGUCAGCGUUUACCGGAUGAAAAAUGCGAUGUCACACAGCAUCCUCCUUUCCAUUCUUUUUAAAAAUCUGUGAUAAUGUAAUAAUUACUUCCAUUGUUUGACUUAGGAUAUCAUAGUAAAGUAGUCCAUAAAUACAAGAACCUCUUUAUGUAUAUUUUCAUAUAAUUUGUAUUUCUUCUAUUGAUUACAAUAAAAUUAUGUUUUUAUGUAUUGCACGUUAAAA
Messenger RNA from Solenopsis invicta (red fire ant), 1224 nucleotides. RefSeq lists its product as uncharacterized. The transcript is spliced from 7 exons. The coding region runs from base 72 to 1064 and encodes 330 amino acids. NCBI's taxonomy places the organism in Eukaryota, Metazoa, Arthropoda, Insecta, Hymenoptera, Formicidae. The record is from RefSeq and is a predicted model, not a curated record.